This is a messenger RNA of Lolium rigidum, 315 nucleotides long. RefSeq lists its product as uncharacterized. The transcript has a single exon. The coding region runs from base 58 to 315 and encodes 85 amino acids. The record is from RefSeq and is a predicted model, not a curated record. Lineage: Eukaryota; Viridiplantae; Streptophyta; Magnoliopsida; Poales; Poaceae.
ACUACCAUCAUACGACACACAAACACAUACGCAAAGACUAUCACAUCUUCGAUCGCAAUGGCGCACUUCCAGGAGGUGGACUACUGCUCGGAGGAGAUGAGGUCGGUGGCCAACCCGGGCCGCGGCGGCGGCAUGCAGCAGCACAUCGAGAAGAAGACUUUGGUGCAGGAGGUUGACAAGGCCGGCCGGCACGGGCACCACGGCCGCGGCUCCGGCCACUUGAACGUGCGCGAGAGCAAGCUCGAGGAAGACCUCAACACCCGCACCGGCGAGUUCCACGAGCGUAAGGAGAACUUCGUCGUCAGGGCCGACUAA